Symbiodinium pilosum is the source of this 750-nucleotide messenger RNA. Lineage: Eukaryota; Dinophyceae; Suessiales; Symbiodiniaceae. The record is from the annotation of a GenBank genome assembly.
AUGGCCUUCUCCCGCACACAGAUCAAGGCACCUUCCAUGGACUUCAUGUCCACCACGGAUGAUGGCUCCCGCACACCCUCCGAGCGCGAGAGCGACCACUCGGGCGAGCCAGGCCUGCCGAACUUGAAGCUGGUCUUUGGGCUCAUGGAGCGCGGUCUUCCAUCCCUCGAGCGCGGAUGGCGCACCCCAGACCCCUCUCCGAUCCGCACCGGCUUGCCCAAAUGUGCCGCGUACACGGAGUUCAUCGAAGAGGAGGAGCAGCAGCCCACUCCACGCUGCGAUCGCGGCCGGCAACCAGCUAAGAAGGACCGGUCCCCGAGCCCUUCUCAGCAGCCCUGGCUGCGUUUGCAGACGCCCUCCCCGGAGCCGCAGUUGCCCAUGCCUGCUCUUUCCCAAGCGUUCUUGCAGUCCUUCAUGCAGCAGUACGACACCAAGACGGAGCAACCGGAGCAACCGGAGCCACGCAGCAAGUGGGCGGAUAUGACAGACAAUGAGGAGGAAAAUGAGCAGGAGCCACCUAUGCCCGAGGAGACCGGAAUGCAGUAUCCUCUUUGCAUCUCCUAUGGCUCUCAAGGGCAUCCCUUCAGCUGCGGUCAGGCAUGCAAGUAUGCCGCCAAGGGCAAAGGGUGCAAGGAUGGCGCCAACUGCGACCACUGCCACCUCUGCAAGUGGAAGAAGACCCCCGGCACGCAGCGCGGUCGCGGCCGCGCACCCAAGCCCAACCGCCGCACAAAGGGUCAGGCUCAGUGA